Molecule: messenger RNA, 10036 nt
Organism: Sitodiplosis mosellana (orange wheat blossom midge)
Lineage: Eukaryota; Metazoa; Arthropoda; Insecta; Diptera; Cecidomyiidae
Gene: Galphao
Product: G protein alpha o subunit
Exons: 9
Coding region: 1269-2333 (354 amino acids)
Biological process (GO): adenylate cyclase-modulating G protein-coupled receptor signaling pathway
Cellular component (GO): heterotrimeric G-protein complex
Molecular function (GO): GTPase activity; GTP binding; G-protein beta/gamma-subunit complex binding
Source: RefSeq, a predicted model, not a curated record
CACUCGGCCAAAGUUAUCGUUCGAAAUGUGGAGAGCGCCGCGUUCCCACACGAACGUUACAUGGAAAAGCGUUUACUUCAACGGAUUUUCCAUAUUUUCAUUCUUCGGUUUUUCACUGCACGAUUCAAAUAUCUCACGACGAUUUUCUAUUCAAAUAUUGUAUCGCAUUCAAUCAGCCAAAUUUUUCGACAUUAAUUUUCAAUUGAAUGCUUAAAUCAUUUUCUAUACAACCACUAUAGGUAUUUAUAGAGAUAAAAAGCCAUCCCUUGUGUGAAACAGUAGCAAUUAUUGCUGCGUUAAAUGUGGUGCGCGUCCGGUUGUUGCCCUAAAGAUUAUUUUCCAUGUUUGAUAUUGAUGCAUACUGGAAAAGAGAAACACCAUACACAUCGAAAUAAUAUCGCACGGAAAACUGAAGUGUAGGAAGAGAACAAGAACAAGACGAAGAGCAAAUCAGCAGCAGUGGCAAAAAGCAGAAGCAGCUGAAGGAGAAAAAUGGAUUUUUGGGUGAAAAGUGAAAACAUCGCGUAGUCAAAUUGUGUGCGAGAGCAUUUAACAAACGUUGUUCUGUGUGACAUAAAGAGAGAGAAAAUAUGGCGGACUAUUUGUACAAAUUGUUUUUCCAUACAAAGUCUUCAGCCUGAUGAAAAAAUAGCAAGGAAAACGAAAAACAAGUGAACAAAAUUAUUGUGCAAUUAUUAUUUUUUUUCGUUUCAUCAGUGAAAAUCGCCCACAAUUUCAUAAGUGAAAAGUGUUAGAGAAUCGAAUUGGCAACAAACGCUAGAUAAAUAGAUAAUUUAAUAUUAGUUAAUUCGAUUUCUGAAACUAAACAGUGAUAUAUACAACAAUAUAUUAGAAAAGUAAAAAAAUCAACAACAAAACGCUCAACGCUCUAAUUUAAGUGAGUGAACUGUAUAUUUGUAUGUGCUGUAGAACAGGACAAAAUCCAAAAUCUACAUCAAGUGAGCAUUCGAAAUUCAAUAUCUAUGCGUUGAUAAAGAGAGAGAGAGAACGAUCGAUUGACGGAAAAGAACAGUGUGAGGAUAGUCAAUUGGAGGAUAGUUGUCGGCGAUUUAAACGAAAGAAAGAAAUAAAAAAAACCCAACAGCAGCAGCCAACAACAACAACCAAUAAAAACUCUCAACCAUAAGUUGUUCCGUUAUUUGUUUUUGUUUGGUUUUUCAUUUUCGACUGGCAUCUGUGUUCGGCCGCAAUCAACGGCCGAAAUUUAAAAAGUUUUCAAAACGUUUUGCGUAGAAGCGAUUCGCACGAUGGGCUGCGCACAGUCAGCUGAAGAGCGGGCGGCAGCAGCUCGUAGUCGUUUAAUUGAACGAAAUCUCAAAGAAGAUGGAAUUCAAGCAGCCAAAGAUAUUAAACUUCUGCUAUUAGGUGCAGGAGAAUCCGGCAAAAGUACAAUCGUUAAGCAAAUGAAAAUUAUUCACGAAAGUGGCUUCACAUCUGAAGACUUUAAACAAUAUCGACCCGUGGUUUAUAGCAACACAAUACAAUCACUAGUUGCAAUUUUAAGAGCCAUGCCUAAUCUAAGUAUCCAAUACGGCAACAAUGAAAGAGAGAGCGAUGCUAAAAUGGUAUUUGAUGUAUGUCAGCGAAUGCAUGACACAGAACCAUUUUCCGAGGAUCUACUCGCGGCAAUGAAACGACUGUGGCAGGAUUCUGGUGUUCAAGAAUGCUUCUCACGAAGCAACGAAUAUCAACUUAAUGAUUCCGCUAAAUAUUUCUUGGACGAUUUAGAUCGAUUAGGAGCUAAAGAUUAUCAACCGACCGAACAAGAUAUAUUACGAACAAGAGUGAAAACUACUGGAAUAGUUGAAGUACACUUUUCAUUUAAGAAUCUAAACUUUAAAUUAUUCGACGUCGGUGGUCAACGAUCUGAGAGAAAGAAAUGGAUUCAUUGCUUCGAAGAUGUUACCGCAAUCAUCUUCUGUGUCGCAAUGUCUGAAUAUGAUCAAGUAUUACAUGAGGAUGAGACCACGAACCGAAUGCAAGAGUCCCUCAAAUUAUUCGAUUCUAUUUGCAAUAACAAAUGGUUUACGGAUACAUCAAUUAUCCUAUUUUUAAAUAAAAAAGAUCUUUUCGAAGAAAAGAUUCGUAAGAGCCCACUGACAAUUUGUUUCCCUGAAUAUACAGGCGGUCAAGAAUACGGCGAAGCGGCUGCCUACAUACAAGCUCAAUUCGAAGCUAAAAAUAAAUCCACCUCAAAAGAAAUCUAUUGUCACAUGACUUGUGCAACCGAUACCAAUAACAUUCAGUUUGUAUUUGAUGCGGUCACCGAUGUUAUCAUAGCAAAUAACCUUCGAGGCUGUGGUCUUUACUAAAGCAACACAAAAAUUACAAAAAAAAAAAUAAAACAAAUUAACCCUAUUUAGACCUACACAUGAACCACAACUAAAACAAACCAACAAACAAAUAAAACCAAGAAAAUUUAAAAACGAAACUAAGAACAAAUGCAUCAAACAUACCAAAGUGAACAACAAAACAGCAACAGCAACAACAACAUCCACAUACCAAUACAAAAAUACACUCUGAACGAAAAGAAAAAAAAACUAAUCAGAAUCAACGUCAUUGAGGAGCAAAACCACUUAUUUCUAAAAUACAAAAAAAAGAGAAAAAAAUGAAAGAAAAAAGCAGCAGAUGAAAGGGCAAAGAACUAAAAAUAAGAGUAAUGAAAAUGAACAUGAAGCCAUUAUGUAUUAUAAAUGCAUAUUUAUGUAUUAUAACAUAUUUUAUAUUUAUAUCACCAAAAGUCGUUGUUUAAUUUCCAUGAAUGCUCUGCAAAAGGACCAUUUAUAAGAUGUUCUGUGGUUUUGGGUAUGAAACAAAAUUUGUCGAAUCGAAAUACGCGUGUGUAAUGUGUGUGUGUGUUUGUUUGCUACACUGAUCCGUGAUUUACAAAUUGAUUUGUGAAUUUCGGUGAGCAAAUUGUACCACAUGCCCCACCACCCGAUCGAUGACAUCCAAGCACACAGAACUUCUCGGAGUCAUACGCAUAGCUUUCAUGUUUACAUAAAGAAAUAAUAUUAAUUCAUACGCAAGAAAAAUGAUGAAAAGGAGAAAAAAGAAAUCAGUCGAAAGGAAGAACAACUAAGCGUUACUUCAUUAGCUAUUCUAUUUAUUACGAAUACAUCCGACGAUAGAAAUUGAAACAAACCAAUAAAAACACAAACACACAUACAAACAAACAAAAAAAUGAUAAAAAAAAACCUUCAACCAAAAAAUUUGUGAGGACAACAACAAACAAAAAAAAACGCGAUAGAAAGCAAGAAUAAUUGCAAACUCUCUAUAUUUCUUUCGUUCAUUUUUUUCUCUUGAGCGUCUGUUUUGGUUUUCAUUUAAUCAAUAAAAAAAAAUUUAUAUAUAAAAAAAUAUAAAUGUAAAGUUUUCGCAAAAUCCAAUCAAAGGAAAAAAUUAUGAGAAAAAAAAAUGUCUAAAAAAACAAACCCAAAAAAAAAAUUGAAAAAAAAUGAACAAAAAAAUUGUGACUUUUCUAUAAUCUUAAGAGAAUGUACCUAUCUUAUACAGUGUACUCAUACUUGUAGCUGAGUACACUCAAAAAAAUGUUCAAUAUCUUAUUUGAUUAUUAUAUUUAAUGGCAAAAAAAAAAAUUGAUGAAGAAGAAGAUGAAAAUCUCUGACGAAUGUCAACAAAACAAAGCAGCAAACCGAAACGACAGCCAUAGAACCGACUAAACAAAUGGUUCUAGACUUACACAAAUUUCGAAUCGCCGAGUGAGUCAGUCACCACACACAAAACAAACAAAAAAUAAUGCGCUCACAAUAACACACAAAUUUGUCAAACACUUUACACGCCAACCUGAAACAACCAAUACACACGUUCACACGGAUAUUGUACAUAAUUAUUGAACGCAGUCUCAACAACAACAACAACCAAAAAUACAUUUAUUCAAAGCAUCUGACAACAAACCAAAUACCAAACCAUAUGAUUGAAAGAAAAAAAAACAAUUCAACAAAAAUCGAUCAUGAAAAUUCAUCAUCACCAUAUCGUGAUAAGAAUUGAGUUUGUCUUACAUAGAAAAAGAAUUACGUAAUAAUUAAUUGCGGCACAGCCAAAAUUACUUCAGUCAUUUUCCCUUCAUAUUUGAGUUGUGGUUGUUUUUUCUCCCUCGGUUUUAUUUGGCAUGCGAAUUGUGGCACAAACACAAGCACACACAUAUGCAGAAGAAAAACAAAAGAGCAGGCAAACGAAAAGUUCGAAUGCAAAGAACGCGCAAAACUUUUAUUACCUAUUUAAUUCAUAAGAGGAACAAGAAGAUGAUGAUGGAACAUUUUAUGAUAAUGAUCUGUCGCUUAUACACAUACGCCGGCACAAUUAUCGACAAUUUGCUUGUCGUGCGCACAUCAACAAACCAAGAACCAUCAUUAAAACAAAUCGCAUAACGGAUGCUAUUGAAGAAUGCCUGUGUCCAUUCAAGAUAAAUAUGAUGUACAAGCCCAAACUACACAAAAUGAUAAACCAAUUUGCAACAAUCGCCAAAUGAACCUAUGGAAAAACACACACAUUAACAAAUCGCCAUUCAAAUUCACUGCAUCCGUUGUGCAUUUGCAAUUGUGAACCAUUUUUGCCCUAGAAAAAAUAGAAGUGAUUUUCGCAUGUUCUUGACUGAUCGCAAUUAUAUCUAGAUCGAAGGUAUGAAAUGAAAUGAAAUGAAACCCAAGACUUCUUUUCAGUGCUCCAUGUAAUAAAUGAUCGUUUGAUUUGGAACUGCCACUCAGCAUUUUUGAAGCGUUCAAGCGUUUAACUAGUCAAAUGAAAAAAAGAAACCAAAUUGUUAUGCCAUAUGAAGAGCACCACUUGCAUAUUGUUCCUCUCUCAUUCUCUCUUUUUCGCUGUCUCCAAAUCCAUAAGUCAUUACAAAAGUUUUGUUGGAUCGGGUCCUGUUGAACAAAGUAAAAUGUAACACGGUGACGAGGUGAUUCAAAUAGUUGCAUAACAUGCGCGCUGUUUACCAUGCGCGCCCCAAAACCAACGGUGGUGGCAGUUUAAAGUGAUGAAAUUUGUCGAACCAAAAACAAAUACCAACAACCAUGAACAUUGCAGUAACAAUGAGUAGGAAAAAGCAUUCAAUUUAAUAACUCAUAGUAACAAUUGCAAUGAAUUUAGAAUUCAUUUAAACUUUUCACAUUUCAAAAUGAAAGGAAGAGAAAACAGUAGACGAGCAGAAGAAAAACACUUCAAAAUUGAACCUGUGCCAACAUUUUGUACUUUAUGGGCUACUGCUAUGGAUAAUCUGCAACUGAAUCAAAAACUAAACUAGCUAACUAGACAGAUUGAUCAUCAUUCGAAACUGCCCGCAAAAAUGGGCACAUUUCCACCGUUGUUGCACAAAUGAAUGACGCUUCCCGACAAAAUGCUUUUUUUUCAAGCAAAAAGGGCAAUUUCCGUAGACAAUUAGAAUAUUAUAAAAAAAAAUGCUCGUCGAGAAUUUGUGCAUCGAUUCAUUGCGUAACACAUCUGAUAAAAGGAAAGAGGAAGAUUUUUCUACUUUUCAUGCAGCUGAUGUAAACUGUGUAAAUCAAUUAGUGCGAUUGCUAAUUUUCUUCAAGAUGAGAGAAAGAGAAAAAAGAAAAACAAGUGUGCUGUCUAAUUUUGCCGGUGAAACCGUUCUAAUAAUUGUUUUAAAGGGAAGUUGUUGGAAAGUGUUCGUGGUUCAAGUCACACAAACACACAUUAAUCUAGUUAAAAAAAGAAGCAAUUACCUAGCCAUUAGCGAAAGAAAAUGUAGCUGUAGCAAAACAUUAUCCCAAAUAAAAACCAUCGUUGUUUUCCUUCGUUUCACCCUAGUGAUAAUUAUAAAACACAUUUAUUCGUGUAGACCAGUGUACAGUUAAAAACACACAAACACACAGAUCAGCUACUAAAAAUCAUCAGUUUCUUUUCUUCCUUUUUGACGAAAGCCCUUCGCUGGUGCUGAGCCGAAACGGGUUGAUGGAAGCGUUUGUUCACUCUCUUUUUUUUUGUCAGAAUUCAUUUGCGACGGGCCAUGCAUUUCAUUUUAAAUCAAAAGACCAACAAAUCAACAAUGAUCGGCUCAUACUCUUCAAUUGCGAUUCCGAAUAAGCUUACUUUAAUUUAUACCAAUAGAUGUAUGUUCAUUGACAAAGUGAAGCAAAAUGCGAGCAAACAAACUCAAUAUUUAUGUGCGAAAACUGUAAAAAUUGAUUGACAUUUCCUCAAGCUGAAAUAACCAAAAAAAACCUUUUGAGCGAAAACAAAAAAACUUUGUCACACAAAGCGACACAUACAAAAAAAGAACUGCUUAUUUCAAGAAAACAAAAUAGUGAUUAAAUGAAUAAUUUAUCUACAAAAUUUAGAAUGUAAUUGAUAGCAUCGUUGCAAAAAUAAAUACACAGGCGCACACACACAAUGACAUAAACACACUCACAAAAAGAGAACACUCUCAGCUAAAUGAAGAUGAAGAAGAGCACAAGAACAACAACAACAACAACCAGGCAAACUAAACAGACGACAAAUUGCGUUGAGUAUUUUUUCUAAAAAAAAAAAUCAUAAAUACAAACUAAUCAUUGAACGAAAUAGAGAGCAUCGUUUGCCAUUCGUGUAUAAUAACAAACAAACAACAACAAUUUGUAGACAUUCAAAGGAAUAACAAUAUGAGAACAAAACAAAACAACAACAACAAAAAAUAUUAUAAAUUUACAUGCUUAGAUUAACUAAUGUAUUUUGUUAAUAUGAAAGUAAUGCCAAGUGGGUAAUAUUUUGCGGGGAAAAGUUACAGAUGAUGUUAGAUGUGCGCUCGUGCGGUCGCGUGAAUUAACAUUCAGUUCAAUCGUUUCUCCCUUAGCCAUUAUUUGACAUUCAUGCAAGAGCAAUUUCCAUUUCAACUAGGUUUCCUCCUUAAAUUUUCACUAUCUAUCGCGUUCUCUCCCUUUUUCUAUUUAUUGCACACUGCCAAGAAAGAAAAAAUGUACAAAUUAAACCAAAAAAGAAUAAAAUGAGCAAAUUGUCGGCAUGCUAGUCAUUUUUUGUCUAAUUAGUUUUUACCUUGAACAAUGCCAUGCGACCAGCUGCCCGAUCAAAAUGGUGCUUGCGUCGAAAUUGAGUCAACCAUUCUUUUUUUUUGUUUUUUUUUUUCUCAAAGGGAGGGGGAACUAUACCCUAGUCAAAUAUCUAAUUCAAUAAGAAACAACCAUUUGAAUUGUCCUCUAUUUUCACGUGUCAAAUGUUUGUGAAGCAAUAAUGAAAGCUGAGUGGAUAUUCAAUGUCAACAAAUUGAACAUCAACAAAUAACUAUACUUGCAAAAUAUUUGCGCCCAUUGGCUUUUCAUAUGUUAGAUGGUAAUUUAUAUUAAACUGAUAGUUGAUUUAAAAUUUAUAAUGCAAUUUAAAUAGUAAUAACGAUAAUAAAGAUGAACAAAAAGAAAAAUACAAAAAAGUGAAACAAUUUGUAAACCAAUGAGACCAAAGAGUAAGAGAUAUACAACACAUAACACACACAAACACACAAAAUGGAAACGCGUACCCACUAAUCGAAUAAAUAAAAAAAAAAACAAAACCUUAAAAAAAAUAAAAUGCAAAGCAAAAAUUCACAAAUACACAAAAAAAAACACUAAGCUGAAUGCCAAAAUAAAAACAAAAUGUGUAAUUGAAUCACGAAGGAGCACCAGCAUCGAUUGCGUUUUCGACUUUGAUCUUAGGCGGUAGGCACAAUAAGGUGUUCAUCUAAAAGCCUCAAUUGGCGGUUUUGUAUGAGCAGCAGCAAAGAAGAAGAAACAAACAGCAAGAGAUUACUUCACACAAAUCAAUGUUGAUUUCAAAACAAAUAGUCAAAUACCAAAAAAAAAAUGGAGAAAACCACACAUAAUUGAACUAGAAUUAAAUAAAAUCUUCUUCACCAAGAGCAAAUGAAAAGAAUGAACAUGAAGAUUUAAGAAAAAUAAAGAAAAAAAAAAUUAUGUCAGUAUAUUGAUAUUGAGUGUUUAAAAUUUAUUUAUAAAAAUUAAAGAAAGAAAAAACAAAUUUAAAAUAAUAAAUAAACCGUUCUGAUGUGAAAGGUUCAUUUUGAAAUUUGCAUUUUGAUGGAAUAGGAAAAUAAAGAGAAUAGAAUACAACACACAGAGAAAUGCAACAGCUGAUUCUAAAAGGUGAAAUAGAAAACAAGGGCAAAAUAAGAGCAGUGAGUGUUCAAGGGAAGAGAGAAGACUGUCGACUGUUGAACCCCCGUGCCGAGUGAGAAUUGAUGGUCAAAGUCACGGGUCCUUUUGACGACAGAGUGCAAAUGCCAAUAAAAUGGCAUGAAUUUACUUUUUUUCUCGGUAUUUGCGCUUUAGUCGAAGUCUCAAGUCGUUUUCAUUUUCAUUGAAUAACAUUUUCUGAGCGCCGUUUCCAUCGCUAACACUAAAGACACAUCAUCACUUAAACAGAUAGUCGAAUUUUUUUACUAUCGAAUAAACUCAGAACAAAAUAGAAGAAGAAGGAGAAGAGAACAACAAAUCAAAAUAGAAAUUUCUAGACACAAAUCACAAUUCAAUCGCAUCACACACACAAACACAGAAUAAACGAAAAUGAAAUUCGCUUAAAGUCAUCUUGUGACAACAGAACAUUCACGGCAACAAUAAAAAAAACCAAGAUAAUGAAAACGACCAUACAAAAAGAAACGAAAACGCACGCCUACCUUUUUACACUCACUAAAACACACACAUACACAAAAUGUACUACUAAUUAGUAAUUAAAUGAACACACAGAAAUCAGCCGAUGUUGUCAGUGAAAUUGGCCGGUCGACUCUGUAGACGACAUGGCCAAAACAACGGAAUAGGAAGCAGAUACAAACACACAACAACAACAAAAUUUAAUAAAGAUGAAUUAAUAAUUUAUUAUAAUAGAAACUUGCAUUUUUUGUACAAUUUCUGUAAAUUAAAAUGAAGAAAAUCACACACACACACACACAAACAAAAACACAUAAAUAGCUACUUAAUGGUCAUCUAAAGCAACAAAUUCGAAUCCCUCUGAUGAUGAACCGAGGGAGAGAGAGAGAGAGAGAGAGAGAGAGCUGCAUUACAUUUGUUUUUGUGCCAAUGGCAACUAUGAAAACCAAAUAGAAUCGUAUUUAUGGUGAAAUAACACAGCAACCAGAUGAAAUCAAACUUUAGAAAUUGACUAAUAGCAAUAGCAAAAGCAACAACAACAAGAAAAAAAAUAGCUCUCUUAAUCUCACACUCUCACUCUCACUCUUUUUUCAUAAAAAACAAGCAAAUCGUCACAUUUGCGUUUGAUGUGUGUAAAAGGUUUAUUAAUUAUUUCGUCUAUCUCAAUCUAUUUUUUCAGCAAAAAAAAAAUACGAAACCAAAAAAUAAGAAAAUAAAUCACAAUUUAAUAGAAAUGAGAUCGAGUACGAAAUAACUAUGGAAAUUGACAAAAAAAAAAUAAGAAUAAAUCAAUAAGGAGAUAAAAGAAAAAUCGAUAAAUACUAAUUAUAUUUAAUUAAAAGAAUUGUGAACAUUAUGCCUAGAAGUAAUCUAAUUGAAGGGAAAUAAAGCAAAGAUUAAAGAAAACAACAAUUUAUUCAAUGUGAAAGCUGAGAACACGAAGCCAAGCGACUAACACUAAAUGAUGUUCGAACGAAUUAUAUUUUGUUUUUAUUUUAUCGGGAUAUAAUACCAGUAAUUCUGCUUUUCGUUGCUCUUUUAUAUCAGUGAGGCUUUUGGCAAAACACCAAAAACUAAAAUGAGAUACAAAAUCUCCUAUUGAAAUACAUUAUAGUACGGAAAUGCAAUCUGCUCGGAAAAUUAUAUUAGCGAUUCAUUCAAUCACAUUCAUGGUAUCAUAAACAACAUUUCCGAUCCAAAAAUCCUCAAAUGACAUUCGCUAAUUCCAAAAUAAAGUGAAACGUGAGUAAAAGAGUAAAAUAUAAAUGAGAAAAUUUUUGUUGCAAAAGUGAACAACAACAAAAAAGCAAAACCAACAAAAUGAUUAAAUUUCCUGUAGAAAAUUGUAUUUAAAAUAUUACAAGAAAUUAUUCAAAUAAAAUGAAAAAUGUAAAAAAAAA